AUGGCCACAGACGCAGACAUCAGGAAGCUCAGGGCGGGCAUCAUGGCAUCUGUGAAGAGCGCCAGAGCUUACAUCACCUCCAUCAAGGCUGCGGAUCUCUCCUUCCUCUCCUGGGAGUACGUUGUCUCCCUGAGGACGCACGUGGAGCAGAAGCGAGCGGAGUUCUUGGGCGUCCAGGACCAGCUCAUCGCGGAGGCGAUGGCGACAUCUGAUGAUGCGGUCAAGCGCGAGGAGUCCAUCAGAGACGACGUCUUGGCUGAGGUGGACGGCUUGCUGAGUCACAUCGAGAAGAUGUUGUCUCGCAUGACGCCGCCUUCAUCUGCGUCCACGGAGCCUGCGGCUGCGAAGACGGCGCCGGCGGCUGCGAAGACGGCGCCUGAUACCGAGAUCUUCUGCACCUUGAUGAGAGAGAUGAUGGCGCAGAACCAGCAGCAGAUGAUGCACUUGAUCUCGACGCUCUCAAAUCCAACCGCAAGUACCAAUAAUAGUUCUGCCCAUCUGGCCAAGCCACCCAUAAAACUGCCCCAGAUUAGCUUGCCCACAUUUGGUGGCAGAUACGCGGAUUGGAUGUCGUUUAGAGAUCGCUUCGAGUCAUGUAUCGUUAAGCAUCCCUCCCUGUCUGACGUCGAGAGGCUCAAUUAUCUCCAGUCCGCCCUCUCUGGUGACGCAGCCUCCACAAUUAAGCACCUGCCCACUAUCGGUGCCAAUUUCAGUGUGGCUUGGAGGCUGCUCCGAGAGCGCUAUGAGCGGAAGAAUGAAAUCGUGGCCGAACAUGUGCGCUCAUUUUAUCAAAUGCCCUCAGUCUCCGACGAUCCUCAUGCCAUUCGCUCCAUUUGCAAUCUCCUUUCCGAGUCCCUCCUGGCACUCGACGCUCUCCAGGUGACUGGACGCGACCCGUGGAUCAUCCAGUUCACCUUGGACAAGCUGGAUACUGAAUCUCGAGUGCUCUGGGGAAGGGAGUGUGGCUCGGAAGUGCCUACAAUGGAACAGUUCCGCAAGUUCCUCAAUCAGCGCUGCAUAGACGCUGCCAAUGCCUCUGAUCCUCCGUCUACACUGUCCUCAGACUCACGGUCUCAAUCUUCUAAGCCUCACAGUGACACGAAGAAGAAGGUACAGGCAUUCCACAAUGCCUCCACAGCAUCAACCUGCCGAUGCUGCAGUGAGGCCUCUCAUCCGCUGUACCGCUGCCCGCGCUUUAUCGCUCAGAAUCCAACGGAGAGAUUUGAGACCGUGAAGAAACUCAACUUAUGUCGAAACUGCCUGGCCUCACAUCACACUUCUGCCUGCACAUUCCACAGCUGCAAGAAGUGCCAGGCCCGGCACAAUGUCCUGCUGCACGAGAAGUUCGCGGACGAGGCUCCUGCCAACCUGCCGGCUCCUUCUCCUCAUCCGCCGAACCCAAACUCUGCAGAGGAUCCCUCCUCGUCGUCUGAUGGGCCAUCAAAUCCAGCCCCGGAGAAUUCGGCUGUGUCUCUCACCGCUUCCACCUGGCCGACAAAUUGCCAUCCUUCUGCCUAUCCAAAGGUCUUUCUGGCAACGGCCAUGGUGGACAUUCUUACGGGAGACAACCAGCGAAUUUCCUGCCGUGUGAUGCUGGACGGAGGCGCGCAAGUGAGCAUCAUGACGACGAGUUUGUACAAUCGCCUGAGGCUGCCCAAGAAGCCAUCGAAUAUCUCCAUCCUAGGGGUGGGCAGUCAGGUGAAUCCGGUGAAGCACAAGGUCACUGCCACUGUCUUCUCCCAGAAGAGUGGCCAAUCUUUCACCUUCGACUGCCACAUCCUCCCGAAGAUCUCGGGCAACAUUCCCAACUGGCCUGUGGACACGAGGGCAAUUCGAGUGCCUCCAGGUGUGGAGAUGGCGGAUCCUCAGUGGGACGUCCAGCGCCCAAUCGACCUGCUGAUUUGUGGCGACGCCUACUGGGGAAGUCUCCUGCCCGACAGGAUCAGCUUGGGAGAAGGACUGCCUCAGCUCCAGCGGACCGCCUUUGGAUACGUGAUGGUCGGCGAGCAUCUGCCGCCUCAUUACGCGGUCCAUGUCCAUCACGUCCAGGCGGAGCCUGCUCUGGAUGAGGCGCUGAUCGAGCCCCCGGAUGUGGACGGCAUCUCGGAGGAGGCGUCGGCUGCUGACCGUCAGCUGAAGGCUGGCCUUUGGCGCUCCGCGGCCAGUAUGGACGGGACAUCGCCACGGAUUCCGCGCCAACAUGGAGUUGGUCGGAAUGAUGCGAUUCCCGGGGAGUGCGGGGGAUGGCGGAGGACAUCACCUGACGUGGCGCCGGCUCAUCGCGCUCGCCAUCGUGGGGCCGCCGAGGAGUGGCGGUGCGGCAUGCACGAGAGAGAGGCCGCGGAUGGCGCGUCGCGCGGCGCUCUUCCGGCUCAUCUUGAGGCCGACUUAUGGCGAUCGGAGGCCUUUAAACCGCCAUGGAGCCUCCGAAAUACGGUGCCGCCUCCAUCGUGCCUUUCGGGUCGUUCCGCGGCGGAAGUGGGGACUCUGCUAGACUGGCAGAGUGGAUCGGCCGCGGCGUGGAGCCACUGGGAUGGAGCGGCGGGACUUCUCGUGGAUUCCCCUCUCAUGAGUGAGGGAGAUCCUGCGGGCGACGCGUUUUGGAGGUCGCCCGUCUGCCAGACUCUGCGGGAGAACUUUCUGGACGGCUCCAAUUCGAGGAUCGGCCCGUCCAGCCCCGGGGAGGAUGUUCAGGAGAACUUGAAGUGA
Messenger RNA from Phlebotomus argentipes, 2709 nucleotides. RefSeq lists its product as uncharacterized. The record is from RefSeq and is a predicted model, not a curated record. Bases 1 to 2709 code for a protein of 902 amino acids. The transcript has a single exon. NCBI's taxonomy places the organism in Eukaryota, Metazoa, Arthropoda, Insecta, Diptera, Psychodidae.